Molecule: messenger RNA, 615 nt
Organism: Meloidogyne enterolobii
Lineage: Eukaryota; Metazoa; Nematoda; Chromadorea; Rhabditida; Meloidogynidae
Source: the annotation of a GenBank genome assembly
AUGGGAGCGUACAAGUAUAUGCAAGAAAUUUGGCGUAAGAAGCAGUCUGAUGUUAUGCGCUACCUUCUACGUAUUCGUUGUUGGCAAUACCGGCAAUUGACUGCAAUCCACCGUGUUCCUCGUCCAACACGUCCGGAGAAGGCUCGUCGACUUGGAUACAAAGCUAAACAAGGAUAUGUCAUUUACCGUGUUCGUGUCCGUAGAGGAGGUCGUAAGCGUCAAGUCACUAAAGGACAAACAUACGGAAAGCCGAAAACCCACGGAGUCAAUAAAUUGAAGAAUGCUAGAAGCCACCAAGCAAUUGCUGAGGCGCGUGUUGGACGUCGUUGUGGUUCUCUCCGCGUAUUAAACUCUUAUUGGGUUGGCCAGGAUUCAACAUACAAAUUUUAUGAAGUCAUUCUGAUAGAUCCGUCACACAAGGUCAUUCGCCGCAAUCCUGACACCCAAUGGAUUACAAAACCGGUGCACAAACAUCGUGAACAACGUGGACUUACAUCUGCUGGGCGUAAGAGUCGUGGUCUUGGAAAGGGCAAGAAUUAUAAUAAGACAAUCGGCGGAUCUCGUCGCAAAUGCUGGAAGCGUAGAAACACGAUUGAAUUCCAUCGAAAACGUUAA